AUGAAUUUAAGGAUGAUCUGGACUUUUUUGUCGGAUAGAAGGUUUGUUAACUACACGAUACGUACAACAGACACAACCGCCCAUUCAGGAAGACGGGCGUGUGCAGAAAAGUAUGCCGACAAUGAAUACUUUGCCGCCAAAAUCAAUGACAAAGAUGUUUCAGAUGUCUUUAAUUGGUUGAUUCCUGGAUCAUUUGGUGCAGGUGGAAGCUUAGAAUUUUACAUCACAACGCCAGAUGGUGGCGCUUGGGAUGGGUUCGAAAUCAACUUAUUGGAUACUACAGAUGUUAAUUACAACGUGUAUGGGGGAGCCUCUGAGACCGUUAUGCUACAUAUGAUGGUUGUGAGACAGCAUAACGAGCUCGUUUUCAAAACAUGGGUAGGUGGCUGGACCAACAUAUUAAGCAUGGCAAUUCCGUUUUCUGAAGGAAGUGUUACUAAGUUUACUAUAGUACCAUAUGCAGACGUCUUGCAAGUAUUGAUUGACGAUGAACACUUAGUCCAGUACCCACACACUGUCGAUCCUACCACUGCAAAAUUGAUCAACAUCGAUCCUUUUUCAAACACCUUAAUUAAGCUUCACAAUAUAACCUUAAUAGGUAUAUAGACCACGAUCGACUUAUUAAAAUUUAUCAAAGCUA
This is a messenger RNA of Ruditapes philippinarum (Manila clam), 640 nucleotides long. RefSeq lists its product as uncharacterized. Gene Ontology annotation, molecular function: carbohydrate binding. The transcript is spliced from 5 exons. The record is from RefSeq and is a predicted model, not a curated record. NCBI's taxonomy places the organism in Eukaryota, Metazoa, Mollusca, Bivalvia, Venerida, Veneridae. The coding region runs from base 1 to 606 and encodes 201 amino acids.